AACCGGUAAAAAGGGACUCCCCCUUCUCCACUUUCCUCUUCCAUCGCAUCUCUAAUAGUAAAACAGCGUAUACCCAAACUGAGCAAAUUUUGUCGGCAGCUGCUUCCUCAAUGGCUUCUUUUCUCAACAAAUUCCAAGACGCUGUGAGAACUUUUGCAAAAAGCCCCCAGCUUUUCUAGGGACCCAAGGAGACUCCAAUUUGAAGCUGACAUCAAUCGCCUUUUUAUGUAUACAAGUUACAAUAGUUUGGGGAAGAAUGCGGAUGAGGCUGAUGCAGAUCAGAUCAUUGACAUGGCAAUUAAAGCCUCUUUUGAUGACCAACAGAAGCAAGUGCAAGAAAAUAUUCAUAAUCAAAUUAAAAGGUUUUGCACUGCCAUGGAUGAAAUUCUUAUCAAUAUCAAUGAGCCACAAGAAUCGCAAUCGAAAGCUACUCCUUCCCGAAGCGGUCUUAGUUUGGCUGUUGGAAAGAAUUCCCCAACUAUUAACCAUCCCGUGCAGCUGUUCCUAAGACACGGCCAUUAAAACAUGCUGAACUCUAGCAGAGGUUGAAGGAUUCUAUUGGCUACACUCUUGAUGUCAAACCAUCUCAGAUACCCCACAGUGAAGCUGGACAAGGACUAUUUCUGAAUGGUGAAGCUAAUGUUGGUGCUGUAAUUGCCAUAUACCCUGGUGUUAUAUAUUCCCCAGCUUAUUACAGAUACAUUCCCGGAUAAUCAAAUAAUCAAUCAAGUGUUUUUUUUAGAGAGGA
Molecule: messenger RNA, 748 nt
Organism: Hibiscus syriacus
Lineage: Eukaryota; Viridiplantae; Streptophyta; Magnoliopsida; Malvales; Malvaceae
Exons: 4
Coding region: 226-522 (98 amino acids)
Source: RefSeq, a predicted model, not a curated record